This is a messenger RNA of Cryptomeria japonica (Japanese cedar), 1980 nucleotides long. Its product is annotated as probable E3 ubiquitin-protein ligase RHA4A. Lineage: Eukaryota; Viridiplantae; Streptophyta; Pinopsida; Cupressales; Cupressaceae. The record is from RefSeq and is a predicted model, not a curated record. The coding region runs from base 737 to 1525 and encodes 262 amino acids. The transcript is spliced from 3 exons.
ACUAGCUAUAAACUUGCAUAUCUGGCAUGGCAAAUUGCUGUGAAGGGAUUGGAUAUGAAGAAGUAGCUUGUGAGGUAUUAUAGACUUGAAAUACAAAAAUGUUUGUCCUAUUUCCUAUAAUGUCUCCGCAUUGUCUUACGCUGAAAAGUUGAUGAUAGAUCUUAACUUAUGAAAUAAAAUUAAGGUAAGGGCUAGUUGUCAAGGCACCUAUUGAUGAAUCUUAGGUAACAAAUUGAGGUCACACCAACCUAUCCGUCAAUGAUGUCCUUUAGGAUGGGGAUAGAGCAAUAGAGUACAACAAAAGCAAAAAUUAAGAGCGACAAUGAAUUCAUUCAUGUAGUCCAAGUUCUGACUGCCCACUGCCACCCAUUCGGAUUGGAUGGAUUUGUCUGCCCGUUGGUUUCAACAUCCUUCUAUUCUCUGCAUUUACUACGAUUUACCAUCAUCUGGGUUUCCAGAUUGGUUGCCAACUUUAAUACCCAGCUGAAGGGAAGACUGAAAUGAUUGGAAAGGAAUGAGAAAAACCAUGAAUAGAAAAUGAUCCCAUCUCAGGUAGCUGUCCUUGGAACCAUUUAUGGACGUGUUAAGUUUGGCAUUGUGAUAAAUCAUCAGUGGAUGAUGUUGAGGCCAUCUAUUAUUUUAUCAGAACCCCACAUUUGAGCAUUAAGUAUUGGUGGGGGUGUUCUACAAUUGGUUGUGGGAUCAGAUCAGGACAACAUUAACAUUUGGAGAAGAAAUGACAAACAAAUCAUCGCCAUGCUCUUCACAUUGCCAACAAGCUCUUCCUGAGCUAAAACUGUACCAAGCCUUCAUUUUUUCAAUACCCAUUCUGUUCACACUGGUUCUUUUAUUGCUCUUCUACAUGCUGUACUUAAGGAGGAGGAGGAGAACUGCAUGGAUAGCUUCACAAAUAAGGACUCCAUAUCAAGACAGAGGAUUCAUCACUGUGCCCUCAGAACGUGGGUUGAAGAAGGAGUUCAGAGAUAUGUUACCUAUAAUGAUCUUCAAUCAAAGCUUCUCGAAAGAGGACACACAAUGUGCUGUUUGUCUAGGGGAUUAUGAGAUGAAUGAGAAAUUACAAAAGCUACCUGUCUGUGGGCAUGCCUUUCACUUUGAGUGCAUUGAUCAUUGGCUUGCAAACAACACCACAUGCCCACUUUGUAGGACUUCACUUCUCCAAGCUGGUAAAGUUGUUCCUUUGGAUUCACCGGCACAUGUUACAGUACUCCAGCAGACUCAUGACUUUGUACCAGCUUCAUCUUCACAGCAAGUGUUUCCUCUUCAAGAUAUAGCUGUUCAAGAAGGGCCAUUUCCUCUUCAAGAUAUAGCUGUUCAAGAAGGGCCUGAUAUGCUCAGUAUUCCACUAGAGGAAAACAUUAGAACUAUCAGUGGAAGUUUGUCUGGUGAAUCAAAUUUGAGCUCUUCGGACAUUCAUGAAGGUGAGAUUUAUGUUGGAGUACCCCAACAUGGUCAUACAUUGGUUACAUCAGAUGGUGCAAUAAGUGCAGAGUCUACAGAAACAUGAUUCUAAAAUGGGGCUUGCCAUUUUCAGUUUCUUAUCCUAUUGGAUGUUAUUGUGGAAGGGAAUCACCUAUUUUGUGCUCACUGCUGGACUGUACAAAGAGCCAACCAAACCAAAGUAGCAAUUUUUUUAUAUAAACCGGUGGGAGAAACAAAAAUAUAUAUAAUGCAGCAGAAUAUGCUGCUUGUGAUAUGCUAUAGAUCAUUUGCAUCAGAAUUUUAGAAACCUGAGUGAUGCAUCUAUGAUUCUUGGUUCCUUUUCAAGAUUUUCUUAGUCCUUUUCUCUUCAGAAAGAAUGUUCUUGGUACAUUCAGUGCCAUCAAAUAGCUUUGGUUGCCUCUUCAAAAGGAAGGGAUAAAGAUUAAGCUUUCCUAAGUAAAUGCUUGCCUGAAAGCGAUCCUAUAGCUUUUUCACGAGAUUGAAUGUUUAAUCUCUAAUUAAAAGACAUUUAAUUACUAA